AUGCAUCUCUCCAUUGUACUGGUUCUGUCUGCUGCCUGCGCCAUUCACGGUGCUACUCUCCCAAAAGCCUUGUGGGAGUUCGGAGGAACAAUCCAGUGUGUACAACCAGGAGUGAACCCUCUGAUUUACAAUGAAUACGGCUGCUGGUGCGGUCUAGGAGGGGGCGGCACUCCAAAAGAUGCCAUUGAUAGAUGCUGUCGUGUGCAUGACCUCUGCUAUGAAUCGGCAGGCGACAGUGCAGCGUGCGCAGGAGCGCUACCACACCUGAAAAGUUAUAGCUUCACCUGUUCCAACCAGCGCGUCAUUUGUUCAUCAUCUAACGACGCGUGUCAGGCGGCCGUGUGUGAGUGCGACCGAGCCGCGGCCCAUUGCUUCGCCAAUUACAACUACGUCUACAACUCGGAUUACAAGUAUCUGGACUCUAAAGUCUAUUGCAACUAG
Chanos chanos (milkfish) is the source of this 441-nucleotide messenger RNA. RefSeq names its product phospholipase A2, minor isoenzyme-like. The transcript is spliced from 4 exons. Lineage: Eukaryota; Metazoa; Chordata; Actinopteri; Gonorynchiformes; Chanidae. Gene Ontology annotation, biological process: arachidonate secretion; phospholipid metabolic process; lipid catabolic process. Gene Ontology annotation, molecular function: phospholipid binding; calcium ion binding. The record is from RefSeq and is a predicted model, not a curated record. Bases 1 to 441 code for a protein of 146 amino acids.